This is a messenger RNA of Stylonychia lemnae, 2163 nucleotides long. The record is from the annotation of a GenBank genome assembly. Lineage: Eukaryota; Ciliophora; Spirotrichea; Sporadotrichida; Oxytrichidae.
AUGCAGAAUUCAGAAAAAGAAUGGUAUCGAUCAUCCGACAACGAUCAUUAUGCUUUGUAUUCAAAAUCCUUAAGCUCUUUACAGGAUUUAGAAUCAGUUCCAUGCAUCUAUGGUAGAAAGAAUUAGAGAUAUGUGUCACCCACUUUUAGAAGUAACACAAUACUAUACGGGGAGCAGAAGUACCGAGAGAGACCUGAUGAAAUAUUUUCCACCAUGAAGGAUACAUAGAUGGGCUCUCCUCAAUUAAACUAAUACAAGGAAAAGACUGAUGUCUUAAAGAUUUAGUCGACCAAUAAGCACGCUCCUUACCAAAACACUUUCCAUAAAAGCUCUGGAAAUCUGAACUACAAAAACUAUAGCGAAGUGCAGCUCGGCUUCAACCAAAACAUCAAAGACACUUAUUAGAAAUAAUUUUAUGAAAGAGGAAAAGCAUGUGAAGUAAAAUUUGGAAGCACGACAGAUGAUUAUGGUGCUUAUGAAAAUGUGCGAAAUUCCCCUCAAAAUAUCUAUACUACUCUGGAUGGAAAUAAGAGUAAAACUAUGAAAUAACAAUAAUCACAUGAAAAGUUUAGUCCUUAAGUUGAAAAAUACCAAAAUGAGAUUUCUCCUAAGAGAGUCUAAUUUGAUUUUAAUCCGAAAAUUCAUUCCAAAUCAACUUUUGAGACGGAAGUACCAACUGUAAUAACUUAUCCUCUCAGUUAAAGAGAUGAUUUUACAAAAGCUAUUCCAACUAGACAUCGUUCAAAGUUAGGCUAUCACAUAGAUGAAAUGAGCUUUAAAUAUAGACCACUGUCCCCAUAAGUUAAUCGUUAAAAUAAAACCUUGGCUAAGGAUGAUUCCUACUAAGCACCUGAUUGGAAUUUUUUCUCACCUUAGAGUGAUCCCAUACAAAAAGCCUAUUAAUUAAAAUCCAUGGAAAGAGUGAAAUCAGUUGACAGAGUUUAUUAAGAUAAGUAGGCAUAUUUUUCAGACUAGAAGUUGAAAUAUUAAAAGUAAAUUCUGUAAGAAACAUGUGAAUCACCAUGUGGUGAUUAGUUUAUGUAAACAUUUAAAGGUGAUACUUUAAAGUUAUCGCAUAAAGCCUUGCAGAGUAAACUGGAAAGGAGAAGAAAAGCAAUUAUUUAAGAAUAGGCUUCAUAGUAGUAUAAAGAUAUGUCAAGAUACAACAAAAGUGUGCUUCAAAUAAGCCAUUAAAAUUAGGAAAAUACUAAUAUAUUCCAGACAUUAGGUUAGAGAGAUGAAAUUUAGUAUAUGAAUACACUCAGAGAUAACAGAGAUUAUAUUGCUAACUAAAUUGAUUCUAAAACUCAUAAAUAGCGAAGUGAGAGACUUCAGAAAAUGUUUUAGGAGAGAUAAAUAGUAGAGGAGGCUUUGCAAACUUAAGCAAUGAUAAAUUCUCAUAGAAAUUAGUACUAAUCUCACGUAAGAGAUGAAUUAAACCGAUUCUAUAAUCAAGCCAAAGAAUAAAAAUAGAGAGAUCAAAUUUAUAGAUCAAUAGAACGGUAGCAGGAUAAAGAAUUCCUUGAUUAGGGAAUUUACAGAGCUAGAAGUAGAGAAUAUGAAAACUAAAAUUAGAGAAUGUAGAUUCAAUUAUAGCUUAGUCAAAACUACAAAGAAAAUGUAGAGCUUAAACAAGAGCAGAGACAUUAAGCAAGGAAUUAUCAGCCUUUAUCACAGAGGAUGACGUAGGUUAUUCCUCAUUCAAGAUAAUAAAAGGUUAAUUAAUCUUAAGUAACUAUUCAAAGUCUUAGGACUUUAGAAAACAUAAACUCUGCACAUAAUCAAAGCAAUCAUAAUCAUUAGAUUAGCAUGCAUUAAAUUAAUGCCCCUGCAACUCAUUAUGAUAGAUCUUUCGUAUCAUCACAAGCUGCUCCUGAAAAAUGCCUCUCUAAUGCAUCCACAGUAUCUAGUUGUAGCAUGCAGCAAGUUACUAAGGCAGAAAUAUCCAAGCAAGAGUUUGAACUUCGCAAAAAAAUGCUUUAAAAUAGGAAAUCUGGAAGAGGGCCACUUGAGAGCAAUAAUAAUCAUCUUAACAGCUUUAAUCAGUAGUAGAAAUAAAAAGAAAGAAAUCAAAGUCCAAAUAAGAAAGCACCAUCUGGUGGAAGGGGUGUAAAGUUCAACAUUAAAAGCAAUCAAGUUGAAAACUACAGACUUUAAUAAUGA